Zingiber officinale is the source of this 2156-nucleotide messenger RNA. Its product is annotated as endoglucanase 25-like. Gene Ontology annotation, biological process: carbohydrate metabolic process. The record is from RefSeq and is a predicted model, not a curated record. The transcript is spliced from 6 exons. NCBI's taxonomy places the organism in Eukaryota, Viridiplantae, Streptophyta, Magnoliopsida, Zingiberales, Zingiberaceae. Bases 1 to 1971 code for a protein of 656 amino acids. Gene Ontology annotation, molecular function: hydrolase activity, hydrolyzing O-glycosyl compounds.
AUGUUUCCAGCCUACAACUUGAAUUUAACGUCAUGGAAUAAUCCGAAGAACCACCUCGUUUUCACCGUAAUCCACACUCUUCUCCUGCCGUUAACAAUUAAAAAUACGAUUUGCAAUGGAGCUAAAACUUGUUUCUUCUCCUCUCUUGCACUCGUGUAUUCCGCCAUGGAGGAAAAGGCCUUCGUCCACUCCAUCCCCGGCGCCGGCCGAUUGCUCCCUUCUGCCAGCCGCUGGAGCUCCAUCGAAGUCGACUUUGGAUUGUUCCCGGCCUCGUCGAACCCGAACGAAGGCACCCCGCUCGUGGCCUACUCCAAAUCCUACACUUUUAAGCUCGCCAUCAACGACAAAUCCCACCUAAAGCGCUUCCUCUACAUCUUCAUCUCCAUGAUUCUCAUCGCGACUGCAGUCGCUCUCCUGGUGACUUUCCUCCCUCGCAAACGUGCCGCCGGUGGCUCCUUAACCGGCCUUCCGCUCGCACUCGACAAUGCUCUUCUCUUCUUCGACGCACAAAAAUCUGGGAUUCUUCCGGCUAACAAUCCGGUGAACUUUCGCGGGAAUUCGGGUCUGCGAGACGGAGAUGAUCAAAGCAAUACUAAUUUAGUCGGAGGAUUCUACGAUUCAGGCAGCAACAUCAAGUUCAGCUUCACCACGGCUUACACCGUCACUCUUCUAAGUUGGUCAGUGAUCGAGUACGGUCCCAAGUAUGCUGCCAUUCGUGAACUCGAACACGUCAAGGACAUCAUCAAGUGGGGAAGCGACUACUUGCUUAAGCUCCUCCAGUCGAACUCGAGCUCCGAUUCAGGCUACUUGUUCUCUCAGGUUGGGAGUGGAAACCUUGAUGCCCAAUUCGACAAUGAUGCCACAUGCUGGCAGAGGCCGGAAGACAUGAGUUAUCGGAGACCGGUGUUCAAGUGUUCGAUGUCUGCCUCAGAUCUUGCAGGGGAGAUGAUUGCAGCAAUGGCAGCAGCAUCCAUAGUUUUCGAUCAAGAUGAUGCCUCCUACUCGGCGACCUUAGUUCAUGCUUCCGAAAUGGUAUACGACUUAGCCACCAAGAAUCACAUCCAGGGGAGUUAUGCCAGGGACAAAGAUUGUGGAUUCGAAGCUGCGAUGUUGUACAAUUCCUCCAGCUACAAGGAUGAACUGGUCUGGGGAGCAACAUGGCUGUUCUUUGCCACAGGGAACUCCAGCUACCUUGACUAUGUCACCGGAAACUUCGAAGCGGCAGUGGAAGAAGUAGUGCCCUCCGAUGAGGGGGUUUUCUACUGGAACAAUAAAGUUGCAGCUAAUGCAGUUUUGCUAACAAGGCUGAGAUAUCUACAUGAUCCCGGGUAUCCUUAUCAGCCGACACUAAAGAACAGCACUGAUAUGACAAACUUGAUGAUGUGCUUCUACCUCUCGAUGCCAAAGAAGUUCAGUGUGACUGCAAAUGGCUUGAUCUUCUUCCAGCCUAAUCAAAGUGCACCACUCCAGUUUGCCGCAACUGCUGCCUUCUUGAGCAAAAUCUACAGCGACUAUCUCGAUGUCCUUCAAAUCAGGAGCGGCAACUGCGAUGCCGAGUCGUUCUCGCUGGAAAUGUUGCAGAAUUUUGCUAGAACUCAGGUCGAUUAUAUACUCGGGGAUAAUCCAAUGAAGAUGAGCUAUUUGGUUGGGUUUGGGGACACUUAUCCUGAGCACGUCCACCACAGAGCUGCAUCGAUCCCUUGGGAUGACCACAAGUACAGUUGUUCAGAGGGCAGAACUAGAUGGAGAGACAGGAAGGAAGCCAAUCCAAAUAUCCUGGUAGGGGCCAUGGUGGCUGGUCCAGAUCAUGAUGAAGGAUUUCUGGACAUAAGGAAUAGGUAUGAAUAUACUGAGCCAUCCAUCUCAGGCAAUGCUGGACUGGUUGCAGCGCUCAUCGCACUUAUAGACAACCAUGAGCCUUCCAUUGGCAUGGACAGGGACAAAAUCUUUGCUCGCAUUUCCAAGUUUUGAUUUCUUGUUUCCAUUGUAAUGGUUUAGAGUAUGGGAUCGAUAAGGAGAGGAUUUGCACCUAGUCUUUGGCAACUAAGCUACUCUAUUUGGUAUUUCUUCCUGGAGAAUUAGAAGAACUAAUUUAUAUGAAAUAACUAGAAUUCCAGAUUAAAGAGAAAGAGAAUCUAGCUAAUAAGCUAAUGAGA